AUGGUUUCAACCGGAAGUACUUUUACCACCAAGCUAAUUUCGCUAAUAAGCCAUGGUCAAGAGUUAACCAGCAUUUUUUUCUACGCUCCUGCGGAAGAAAAAUGCCAAUUGGAGGAAACACUAUUUUCCACCACUUGGAACCUCCCAUUGGUGAUUUGGCGAUCCGGCAAAGCUGUGAUCCUAAAUGGAUUUCUUGGUGAAGGACUUUUAGUUUUGGCCUGCAUUCCUGGAUUUCAUUGGAGACCUUUUCUGGGAAGUCUGUCAAGGAGUUUAAAAUACCUUAGACAGGCCAGAGUUCUCAUCGAACUCAUGGAUGACAGGGAUGAAUAUUUAGUGGACCAAGUUCUGCAGUUUUCUCUAAGUCAAGAAAUGAUUAAUGUCAAUGCUAUUUUUCCCGAUUUUGAGGAGACUCAAAUUGUGAGCAGAUUUGAGGCCUUCCCCCAGUUCGAAAUGGUGAAUUACACUUUUACAGACCUCACUCAAGUUAGUGAUCUCUAUCCCAAUAAGAUGUUGGAUCUUCGUGAAGGUUGGAUUCGUACAAUGCCGGACUACUCUGAGCCAAAUACUAUUCUAUACCAGGACAAUGAGGGGAACAAACAGAUCCUGGGAUAUGUUUGGGAUCUAAUGGAAAACUAUGCCCACAAGCUCAAUGCAAAACUUCAAGUGGUGAAUAAAUAUACGGAUGAUCGACCCCUCAACUUCAUAGAGCUGCUGGAUGUGGCUGAAAACGGCAUUAUAGAUGUGGCUGCCAGCAUUCAGCCAAUGUCGAUGGCUUUCCUGGAUCGCUAUCACUCUGUAUCCUAUCCGUUGAGUCAAGCCAGUUGGUGCACCAUGCUGCCAGUGGAGAGGCAGUUGGAUGUUUCCGAGUUGCUGACGCGGGUGUUGCCCUAUCCAACCAUUAUUCUUCUGAUUUUUCUCUGGAUUUGUUACGAACUGCUCCGUGGACGUUGGCGAAUGCAUCUUAGGCUUCAGAGGAUUGGUUGGCUGGUGUUGACCACUCUGGUCACUGCUAAUUACCUGGGAAAACUGCUGUACCUCUUUACUGAUCCUCCAUCUUUGCCCCCAAUCGACAGUCUGGCAGCACUAAUCGAUUCUCCAGUACGCAUUAUCUCCAUUCGAUCGGAAUACAACUCAAUUGAGUUCACCCAGCGCACAAAGUACUCCGCAGCAUUCAGGUUGACUUUAUCGACUGCGGAAUUGAUAGGAAUGCGAAAUGCGCUGAAUACCUCAUUUGGUUAUACAGUGACCAGUGCGAAGUGGAAAAUCUAUGAGGAGCAGCAAAAGCGGAGUGCGAGGCCUCUAUUUCGGUAUUCCAAGGAUCUCUGUUUCUUCGAGAUGGCUCUCUUUGGCUUGGUCAUUCCGGAAAUCCCCCAUCGAACUCAUCUUCAUAGGUUCAUAUUGCUACUUUCUCAGUCUGGCUUGCAUGAUUUGUGGGUUUCUAGAGGUUUUUCUUAUAUGGUUAAAGCGGGUAAAAUCCACUUCUCCGGAUUCAGAGAUCCUUAUCAAGCGCACACCCUUAACUGUACGGAUCUAAGACACGUCUUUGUUCUUUUUGCUUCCGGAAUGCUAAUUAGCUUGUUUCUGUUUGCCUUCGAGCUGGCUGUCAGUUGGGUGAACUAUUGGCUGGGCUUUUAA
Messenger RNA from Drosophila ficusphila, 1635 nucleotides. RefSeq lists its product as uncharacterized. Lineage: Eukaryota; Metazoa; Arthropoda; Insecta; Diptera; Drosophilidae. The record is from RefSeq and is a predicted model, not a curated record.